UUUUAACCCUGGUUGAUAGCAAGGAUUUUUAAUUUUUCAAAAGUCUUCUUUAAUAAUAAUUAGUAUUUAUGGUGUUAACAGGAUCUUGGAAGGACCAAAUUUGUAAUUUCACAAAUUGGAGUGUCCUGGGUCCCCUAACGAUUGAGCUUGAAUUGAGUAGCAUUAUAGCACCUCUACUCUUGGUAUAUUGAAGAGGCAUUUUAUGGGCUUCUCUGAUAUCUGAAUUUUGGAGCUGGAUGCUCUUGUGAGCUCAGGAUUCCUAAAACUCAUGCUUCAGGACAAAAAGAGGCCCUAAAAUUGGGAAAAUAGUAAGAAUUUCAUAAAAUUUAUACCACCUUGAUUCACCAAUAGCCUUAUAAAAUAUUGAUUUGAUGGGAAAAUGGCUAAUGGACACUCCUAAAAUAAUUUAAUAACAAUGAAGGCAUCCAUUCCGUUUCACCAUAUCAUUACUUUUUAUUAUCUAAAUUACUGUUAUUGGCAAGCAAUGUAGGCAGGAGAAUCAUGAAAGAACUAUUAUUGCACAUGAUGUCUAUAAUUAAUAACUUCUAGGUCUCCAGAACAUACUAAAGGUUUAUUCCAGAAACUCCAUUUUCAUGUCUAGGUGAAGUUU
Messenger RNA from Moneuplotes crassus, 610 nucleotides. NCBI's taxonomy places the organism in Eukaryota, Ciliophora, Spirotrichea, Euplotida, Euplotidae. The record is from the annotation of a GenBank genome assembly.